UCAAACAUGUGUCAAACUAUGAAAGUAGCUUGCAAGAUAGUGUUUUGUCCUAGUUAAAAAGAUAUAAUUUUCAUAUAAAUUGUGGGAAAACACUUAUAAAAGGAUUUUAUUAAUGUUCCUUCUGUGACUAAAUCGAAAACAAUCGUGAUAUAAAAUGGCUUUGUACUGUGCAAUAUCAAACGAAGUACCAGAAGUGCCCGUGGUGUCACCUUCAUCAGGAGCGGUGUUCGAGAAACGUAUUAUUGAGAAAUAUAUAAUAGAAAAUGGGGUAGAUCCAAUCAGUGGAAAAGAAUUAAGGGUGGAAGAUCUUAUUGAAAUUAAGACUCCCCCAAUAGUGAAGCCAAAGCCACCAAGUGCCACAUCCAUUCCCGCCACUCUGAAGAGCAUGCAGGACGAGUGGGAUGCGCUAAUGCUGCACACAUUCACACAGAGACAGCAGUUGCAGACUGCCAGACAGGAACUAAGUCACGCAUUGUAUCAACACGACGCUGCAUGUCGUGUGAUUGCGCGUCUAACAAAGGAGGUGACGGCCGCCAGAGAAGCCCUUGCUACACUGAAGCCCCAAGCUGGUAUUGUUGCACCGCAACCUUCACAUGCGGCGGAGGCAGCAGCGGGCAGCGGAGGCGCAGUACCCAUUGGCAUGUCAGCGGAGGUGGUGUCCCGGCUGCAGGAGCGCGCCACGGCGCUGACGCAGGAGCGCAAGCGGCGCGGCCGCACCGUGCCCGAGGGCCUGCAGCCGCCCGAGCAGAUCCGCGCCUUCCUCACGCUCGCCUCGCACCCCGGUCUCCACUCGGCCAGUGUGCCCGGUAUCCUCUCGCUGGACAUCAACCCGUCGGACCACAGCCGCUUGUUGACUGGUGGAAACGAUCGCAACGCUACCGUCUUCAACAAGGAUACUGAACAGGUGGUGGCGAUCCUGAAGGGUCACACGAAGAAGGUGACGCGCGUCAUCUACCACCCAGAUGAGGACACCGUCGUCACCGCGUCGCCCGACCACACCAUACGCGUGUGGAACGUGCCCACCUCGCAGACGGUGGCGCUGCUGCGGCCGCACGAGGGCCCGGUGACGGGGCUGUCGCUGCACCCGACGGGCGACUACGUGCUGUCCACCUCCACCGACCAGAGCUGGGCCUUCUCCGACAUACGCACCGGCGCGCUGCUCACCAAGGUGAGCGACUCGUCCGGCAUCAGUCUAACAACAGCGCAGUUCCACCCGGAUGGGCUGAUCUUCGGCACCGGCACGGAGAACUCGCAGGUGAAGAUCUGGGACCUGAAGGAGCAGAGCAACGUGGCCAACUUCCCGGGGCACGUGGGGCCGGUGACUUCUAUAUCGUUCUCGGAGAACGGGUACUACUUAGCCACGGCCGCUGAAGACGCGUGCGUGAAACUCUGGGACUUGCGUAAACUGAAGAACUUUAAAACCAUCCAACUUGAAGAAGGCUACGCGAUCAAGGAACUCUGCUUUGACCAGAGCGGUACAUACCUGGCUGUAGCCGGUUCUGACGUGAGGGUCUACCUGUGCCGGCAAUGGCAGGAGCUGAAGGUCUUCAACGACCAUACAGCAUCAGCCACUGGAGUCAGAUUUGGCAAGAACGCGCAGUAUAUAGCGUCUACGAGCAUGGACAGGACGCUCAAGCUGUAUGGUAUCGAGUAGUAGUGUAUGUAUAGGUAGAUAGGCAUGUUUUUUGGUAAACAUUGACGUACGAAUUACAACUAGACUCGCUAUGAUGCUUAUAACUCAGCCCCCGGAAUCACAGACACAAUAGAAAAUCUAUUGUGUCGUGGACCGAUCGGGCCGCUUGGGGCUCAAUGGGUUAAUAAUAUUGUCCGUACCAAAACUCUGCCUACAUAUCUAUUAGAUAGAGUUUUAUCUGAUGAGCGUAUACAAUGAAACUUGAACGUUAAUGCCACGAAAUAAGGUGUUAAUUUGAAUGUAUGUUUAAUAGGCGAUUAAGAGUUUUGUUGUUUAUAGUACGUCAAUGUUGGCAAUGUCGUUUUUUUUCAGUUUGAAAACUGCCCGCUUACUUAUAAAUUUCUCAAUGUCAUCCUUUUUUUGUAUUUAUCUUUCAAAGGUCGAAUAAUUUGUGUGAUAGAAGCAGAACUAUUGAUUAUUGUGUUGUUUUUAUAAGUAAGAGGGUUCGUUAGAUUUAAUGUCAGAUUAUAUCGUGAUUUUAAGUAAUUGUAAUAAAUGAAUUGUUUAAGUAUUCAUUUGUAUUUUAUAUCAAAAUUUUCAGUAAUAAAUUGUUUUUGUGUAAGAGAUUGAACUGCACACUACAUUUUGUGCAAGAUACUGAUAUUUACAGCGACAAAUAUUAAGUUUAAGUGUAAUGAAUAAUAAUUAUAGUUAAUACUUUUGUACGAAAGUCUGGGCGUGAGAUGAUUGAUGCUAAUGACAGAUUCAAUAACAACUCUAGUAUAAGUACAUACAACUCUAUUGUUAAAAUAGUUUAUGCAAAUAAAUUGAGUGACCAUAU
Colias croceus (clouded yellow) is the source of this 2474-nucleotide messenger RNA. It is a transcript of the gene Prp19, whose product is annotated as pre-mRNA-processing factor 19. Gene Ontology annotation, molecular function: ubiquitin protein ligase activity; protein binding. NCBI's taxonomy places the organism in Eukaryota, Metazoa, Arthropoda, Insecta, Lepidoptera, Pieridae. Gene Ontology annotation, cellular component: cytoplasm; Prp19 complex; U2-type catalytic step 1 spliceosome. The coding region runs from base 155 to 1654 and encodes 499 amino acids. Gene Ontology annotation, biological process: DNA repair; mRNA splicing, via spliceosome; protein ubiquitination. The record is from RefSeq and is a predicted model, not a curated record. The transcript is spliced from 10 exons.